This is a messenger RNA of Zeugodacus cucurbitae (melon fly), 789 nucleotides long. RefSeq names its product tax1-binding protein 3 homolog. Lineage: Eukaryota; Metazoa; Arthropoda; Insecta; Diptera; Tephritidae. The transcript is spliced from 3 exons. Gene Ontology annotation, molecular function: protein binding. Gene Ontology annotation, biological process: neurotransmitter receptor transport postsynaptic membrane to endosome; neurotransmitter receptor transport, endosome to postsynaptic membrane. The coding region runs from base 93 to 464 and encodes 123 amino acids. Gene Ontology annotation, cellular component: postsynaptic density; postsynaptic membrane; adherens junction. The record is from RefSeq and is a predicted model, not a curated record.
UGUGUUAUUCUUAUACAUAAAGUAUCAAAAUCUUGUGAUUUUAAAUUUAAGAAAUAUUCUCUCUAUAGGAUUAAAAUUUCUCGGAAUUCGUAAUGGCAAAAAUGGCUUUUCAGCAUCAGGCCGGCACGGCUAUGGAAUGCUUAAGUAUCCCUAUAACACUUCAUAAAGAGAAAGAUUAUGAUAAAGAAGGUCGAGAAAUACUGAAAUGUGGAUUUAAAAUAGGAGGUGGUAUAGAUCAAGACUUCAAAAAAAGCCCUCAAGGAUAUACAGAUUAUGGGAUAUAUGUUACAGAAGUGCACGACAAAAGUCCAGCUUCCCGAGCUGGUCUUCGUAUCCAUGAUAAAAUUCUACAGUGUAAUGGCUAUGAUUUUACAAUGGUAACACAUAAAAAAGCCGUUAGCUAUAUACGAAAAAAUCCAGUACUAAACAUGCUCGUUGCCCGAAAAGGAGUAACCUCUACAUAAGUAUUAACUAUUAUUUCAUUCAAGAGUAAUUGGGUUAUUUAACGCCUUAAAUUCAUUAAAAACACUAAUAAUGUAUGGAGGGAGUAUAUAUUUAGUAGCCCGCAAAGAAGGUAGCUUCGUUCAGUAGGUUUUGUUUGAACUUUUAGUAUAAUCUAAUGUUUUUAUAUUCGUUUUAAAUUUAAGUUAUUUUAGUUUAUUAGACUAGUUCAACUUUUCGUAUUCUCAUUUGUAUUUUCGUAUUGUGGUUAAAACUGCAAAUCUAAUAUCUUAAGUACAAUGUUUAAUGUAAAUCAUGUGAUAAAUAAAAGAUUAAGUAAAUCGUUUA